AUGAUGAGUACCAAGCGCGCCGAAGUCCUCCUAGGAAGUGGAAAUUAUUUCCAUUGGGAGUUCAAUAUGAGGAUGUCGCUCGCCAGAAAAGGACUGCUGGCGCACGUGGAGGUGGUCAAGGCGGAGAGUGAGAUAACGGAAGCUUGGUUAGUAAAUGACGCAAAGGCUCUCGGCAUCAUCGCGCAGGGUGUGGAACUACAACACCAGACAAAGAUCCGUUCGUCGACGCGUGCUAUUCAAGCGUGGGUAACACUUAGGGAGUUCUACAAUCGCACUACACUCCACAAUCGGGUCACGAUGACACGGCGCCUCCACGAAUUCAAGAUGGAUGCUGGAACGGCCAUGGCAAAGCAUUUGGACGCUUUCGACGAGCUCGUUGUCGGUCUUCAGACGCUUGGAGAGCCCGUCGACGAGGCACGGCAGCUAGUAGUGCUGCUGAGCAGCCUUCCAGCCGAAUACGAGCUGAUAUCGUCGAUCAUCGAGAACGUCAAGGACAUCACGCUCAUCGAGGUGAAAGAGAAGCUGUUGAAGGAGUGUGAACGGUUGGAGAAGAAAGACACGACUUCGGAACGAGCAUUUAAGGUCAACGCUGGACGUUUCAAGGGCAACAAGAGGAGUGGUCGCAAGUGGAGCGAUCAGAAGAAGAACUCUAGUGGUUUCCAAGGCAAGUGUUUCAAGUGCAACAAAGUUGGGCACAUGAAGCGGGACUGUCAAGAGGGAACAACAGACGGCGAUGCGGUAUUUGUUGUUAACACAGAACGUGUAAACGGAUGGUUGAUCGACAGCGGCGCGACCGCCCACAUGACCCCGCGCCGUUCCGAUCUGUUCGAGUAUGAGAACGUGAAUGGUGGCAUCGAAGUAACAAUCGCUGACGGAAAGAAGCUGCAGGUCACUGGACGUGGUACGGUACGCUUGCUUGGACUGGACGGUAAACGGAUUAAGAUGGUUGAAGUUCUUCACAUACCGGGCCUCGAUCGGCGUCUGUUGUCAGUGGGGAAGCUCGCGGAUCGUGGACUGAACGUGGAGUUUCAGCGUUCCUCAUGUGUUAUAUGGGGAGCGGCUAGCGCAAUUGCGAAGGGUAAGAAGGUCGGCAAGGCUUACAUGUUAGACUGUGAACAAGAAGAAGCUCGGUUCGUCCAGUACGCCGGGGCUGACAGCAAGUGGGAGCUUUGGCACGCUCGCCUGGGGCAUCCCAACCAGGAUGCUCUGGAUAAGACAAGGCAUGCCACGAACGGUAUUCCGGCUGUUGGUCAUUUGCCCCAGUCUUUGUGCGGCGGGUGCAUGAAGGGGAAGCAAACGGUGGCUAAAUUUCCGCAUUGUUCCAGCUCGAAGACGUCGCGCGUUCUUGAGCUCGUCCACACGGAUAUGAUGGGACCAAUGAAUAAUCCUUCGAAAGGUGGUGCCAAGUAUGUCCUGACGUUCGUGGACGACUACUCGCGCUACGUUGUGGCCUAUUUCUUGAAAAAGAAGAGCGAGGUGGCCAUUAAGCUUAGAGAGUUCAUGACUUUUAUGAGAAUCAAUGGGGAGAGCGCAUGA
Molecule: messenger RNA, 1536 nt
Organism: Peronospora matthiolae
Lineage: Eukaryota; Oomycota; Peronosporomycetes; Peronosporales; Peronosporaceae
Source: the annotation of a GenBank genome assembly